Phytophthora nicotianae INRA-310 is the source of this 945-nucleotide messenger RNA. RefSeq lists its product as hypothetical. The transcript has 2 exons. The record is from RefSeq and is a predicted model, not a curated record. Bases 1 to 945 code for a protein of 314 amino acids. NCBI's taxonomy places the organism in Eukaryota, Oomycota, Peronosporomycetes, Peronosporales, Peronosporaceae.
AUGGCCUCGCCUCCUGUGAAGCCGAAGCUGCCGUCUCCAACGACGUCGUCGGUACCUGCAUUGGCUACCUACUACACGGCACCUAAGCGGAUUGCGCUGGCGUUCUUUGCCAUGGCUGCGUACAUCGCGUGGUCCUUUGGUGCUUGGGAAGGUAUUCUUGAAAGGACCAGCAUUCGUCCCCAACUUCGCCCCGUCAUGUUACUCGUCGGGGAUUCUCUGACCGAGAAGGGCACCAUUCCCAAGAACAAUGGCUGGGUCACCUUGCUACAGCACGACUAUCGACGCUCAGUUACCGUGGUGCCCCGUGGACUCUCCGGUUACAACACCAAAUGGUAUCUGAAGUAUGGAGUCCCAAGUAUCCAGGGAGAAAUCUCUAGCGGAGCGUACAUGCCCACUUUGAUCACGAUAUGGUUGGGAGCCAACGACGCCGCAUUGCCCAAUGGAACUGCAAUGGCUCAGCACGUUCCUGUCGAGUCCUACAAGGAAAACCUUGUCUUGCUUGUGCUUCAUUUCCAAACUAUGGCUCCAGAUGCUGGAAUUCUACUUAUUACCCCGCCGUACGUCGAUGACAAGACCCAGCAGAGAAAUGCUCGAAAGUACAAGGGCGACAUGAAAGACAUGGUCGCUCACUCCAACACAAUGGCUGGAAUCUACGCUCGCGCUUGUGUGGAGACGGCGAACAAGUUAGGACUGCCCGUGCUGGAUCUCCACACGUAUUUCAACAACAUGACCGACUGGGAUCGCAAGAACGUACUCGAGGACGGACUGCACCUCAACAUGAGAGGCAACAACUUCAUGUACGAGCAGCUCCUCCAGAAGAUCGACGUCGCUUUCCCCAAUAUUUCGCACAAACUCGAUCGUUGGCAGAUUCCAAGUUAUGAAACAUGGAUCGAGGCAGAUCCGUGGCUUUCAGACGAUGACAACACAACCAACUUGGAGACCUAG